GCACUGCAUUAAAACAGCAACUCGAGACUCGAGGCAGUCCGUAGUAGGCAUCGACGAGCCGAGACUGCUGUAGGCUUCGCUUUAAGCACGUACGCGUUUUCGUCUUCCCGAUUUGUUUGUUUGUUUCUCUUGUCGAUUGUUGAUCAUUUUUCGUACUCCGUAUUCCGAACGAAAAGGCUCGCGGUUAAAAAGACAAAAACGAGCAAACUGGCGCCCACGCUCAUGGCUCCGCGCCGAGCUACCGGGAUGGAGAGCGUCGUUGGUUUCGAAAGACCGGGUUACACGAUGUGUUGUGUACCUACCGGGGACUGUUUAAGGGCUCAGCAGAGACUCGGAUCUAAUCAUGGAGAAGAUCCCAUGUUGAUCGCCCUCGAUGAUCUGCGUGAUACCGUCAGGGUAACAUGCAAUAAUGAAUUGUGCACAUCAGGCAGAUAUAUGCAUCGCGAAUGUUUUGAUCAGUGGGAGCAAACCGUCUUAUCGUAUCUUAAAACAUGCGGACGUGCGCGAUCUUGGUCUGAACGGCAACGUCAUCAAAACUUAUGGACGAAAAAAGGAUAUGACUUGGCUUACAAAGCAUGUGGAUGCAAAUGUGGUCGCGGUCAUUUAAAGAAAGAUCUCGACUGGAUGCCUCCACCCCCUACCGCGAACAUCUUUGGUCGUAUUGAAGAAAUAGAUACCACGGGUGCGAAAAAGAAGAAACGUCGCAACCGUAAUAACUCGCGGCCUUCAUUAACAAUUGGUCCCGUUGGACCAAUCGCAGACGGUCGAAAUAGAGCCGGAAGUCUUUCGUGUUCGAGUUCUGGAAGUAGCUCUCCACCAGCUUCCAGUUCUGAACCUAGUGUAUCACCGGUACAUGGAGCUUAUUCAAAGAAGAAAACUAGGGUUGACUUACCUGAAAGAAUAAGGGUGGCUGGAGGUGCCAACGGAAUUUUCACUCGUCGCUUAGACUUCAGUUCGUUCAACUCACUCCCGAAGAACAAAUUGAAUUCCUAUCAAAUUAAGACCGAAGACGAGGGAAAUCACGGAAACGAUGACACCCGAUGUUUCAUUUUAUCCACUUUGGCAUCUCAAGGCCGUUCUAAGGUCCAUUGCAUUCUUUGCGAGGAGCAACUCUUAGUUUUUGACAGAUAUCCUUUAGUUGAUGGAACGUUUUUUCUUAGUCCAAGGCAACACGCCAAGUCCUGCAUCGAAGUGAAAGUUGAGGGCCGCACCCAAUUUUUGACAGUCGUAUGUAUGGCCUGUCUGGAAGGAGUCAAUGGCCGACAAAUCGUGUGUCGGUUUUGCAACCAAAAAUGGGAUGGGUCAUCGCUUAUUUUAGGCAGCAUGUAUUCUUAUGACAUCUUUGCGGCCAUGCCCUGCUGCACUGAACGGAUUAAAUGCAAUUCUUGCUAUAAACCAGUGCUCCAUCCUGCACAACGGUUGAACUUCUUCAGCGACUACAGUCACAUGGUACCAUGUCCCCAUUGCCGCACUCUUGACACCCAUUUUGUGAAGCCACUGGGAUUCUGCUAUACUCGCCAGCAGAUGUCGCGGUCAUCGAUUCUGUGGCCAUAGCAUGCGGCCUCUUGCGCAAUUAAGCCGCCUUCUCCUUUGCAAACAAUCGGUACUACGAUGCGUCACAUGAAUUGCACGACACAGCAGCUAAGUCCUGCCUCAAUUCAAGUAAGUCAAUCAGCCUCACUUUUUGGGGCAGCCAGUUAUAAUCCACCAAUAGGAGCAAUAACACCGCCAAAAACUUCUAUUGAUGACGUAAACAUUUUACCAAUACGAGGCGUCCAAGAUAUCACUCCUAGAUGUCAGGCUUCUCCAGCUUCUCCUGACGCAUCAAUGGACCUUGACUUGGGAUUAUUAUGGAGAGAGCUGGCGGGAUUGCGCCUCGACGAGUUUUGUCGCCUUCAGUUGACCCGAACACGUUAAAUUUGUUUGUCGUUUGGAGGUUUGAGUUUUUAGUUUAUUUGUUACGUUGUUGCAUUUUAGUAACUAUUGUUUUUGGUUAGGGAAACUAAUCGUUCCGUUUUCGAUUUAGGCGCUAAAUGAAUUUACUAUACAUUCCGUAUGGUGUUGGAUGGUAAAUACGUUUUAUUUAAGACAACUGCCAACAUAGUUCUUUUUAAUGAUUCUAAUCAAUAAAAUCAUCAGUGAUGAUGAGAGUAGAUCAGUUUUCCCUUCCUUAAAUCAUUUGUUUAGUUAAAUAUCGUUAUGUUAUUAGUUUAUUACAAUUAUUAUAUGUUUGUUAGUUUGUAGUAGAAUUUCUUAAAACCUAUUUCUGCGUUACUGUAAGGGCAGAACUAUAGUUUAUAAAGCUUAUCGAUAAAAUAAAUAACAAUUUACUACGGUAUAUAUACACCAAAUGAUUUUUAUAAUAUUGAUUUUAUGAUACCAACAAUUUUUACAUACGUAAACCGUAAUUAGAGGAUUUGAUUGUGCGGAAAUCUCGUUCAAUUUUGAAACGGAAUUUGAUAUGUAGGAUAUAAUAGAGCAAUAAUCAAUAUAAUUUUUUUUUGAAAAAUGGUCAGAUGAUAUUGGUUUGCAUUUUUUCUAGUAAAGUUAAUUUGCAUCAGCAUAUAGUCUUUGAGCUUAUCUUCUAAAGGCAAUUAAUUAAUUUACGGAACAGCUUAAUGCAGAAAAUAUUUCUUAGAAUGCCAUACCGGAUGCGUAAAGCCAAUCCCUUGUGUAUGAUAUACAGAGCAUACCAUAUUCUGCAACGCGCAGGGUCUUGUCUGCCUUAAUAUUGCGUUGCUUUCUAGACAAAUGCCAGUGCGGUGCAGAGCAAAUUUAAAUUCGUGCAAUUUUCUGCUUAAUAACCUUAUGCUUUAAUUUUAAACAUGACAGGUGUCUUUAUUGCCAAAAAUAAAUUUCAAAAAUAUUUUAAUUUUGUUUUAAUUCACUUUUGUUUAAGUUUACUUAACUUCUUAAAUAGAAUUAAAAAAAAUAAUAUUUUAAAAUUGAAUUUAAAAUGUUAAUUUAAUUCAGUUGUCAAACUUAUUAUGAAUAAAUAUCAUUAAUUAUAAUUAAUUAAUAUUACAAGAUUGAUUCUAGAUCGACAAACAAACCUUUAUUAUAGACUCCAAAAUAAUUAUCAAUAACAGUUAAACAUUAAAAAACGUUAAAAAAAUCUAAUGUAACUUUGCCAAUGAGCAGGAAUUUUUAAUUUAUUUAGUGUUGCGAUGAACUUUGUAAUAGAAAAGGUACCUUCUGAACUCGGGUUCACUUUGAGUAUAUCCGCCACACGAUUAAAUUCCACUGCAUUUUAUUAAGUGCCUCAUCAAAGCGACUGUUGUUUUCCUGCGUAAAGUCUUGUACAUCCAUCAGUACAACCGUGGCCAAUUCUUCUUUUUCUUGUGUAGACAAAGUUGACUAAAUGUGCUAAAUUUUACAUUCUAAAGAGUUUGAAUCCAAUUCGGAAUCCAUAUUUUCAUAAAAUUCUUUUGGUGCAGAUUGUCCAACCGCAUGUUUUUUGUCAACUUGAUAAAUAGUAGUGAUUUCUUUUGCCUUAAAACACAUGUGCUUGUAAUCAAUUUGGGGCUUAGAACAUCUUAAAUUAGCAAAUUCUAAAAAUUUCCGUCAUCAACAACAAAAUCAACUAGCGCACAGAAUUAAAGGUUUUGCAUCUUUGCAAAACUAAAUCUUUAAAAAUUCUAAUAGACGCUUCGGUCUUAUUGUUACCCCUUGUAAUUAGAUCAGCUCUAUAUGAAAGACACCAUUCUUCUUUUCGAAACCGAAGUUUCUUUAAAUACAGUAAUAGCUCAUUAUUAAUUUGAGUUACAUCGCUAUUUAUAAAAACGUUGUAAAGUUCCUCGGCAUCUUCUGUGGUUUUUGCAAAAAGAACCUGUUUGAACAUUUCCAUAAUUCUUUUUUUUCAUUAUCAUUUUUUUGUACCUUAUGUUCAAUUUGCCAUAGCCACCUCCAAAAAGCUUGACAAAAAUGAAAUGUACAUAAAAGCAGGGUAGCAUUAGGAAAUAGUGCUGAUAAUGCAUUACGUUCCGCGGAACUAUCAUCAGUCAUAAACACUUUUGGACAAAACUGUUUAUAUUCCACUUCGAUUGCUUCAGUAGCCGCUGCAAAUGCCAAAGUGUAGUUAGCUUCUGUUUAAGCAGUAUAAAGAAUGCAGGCAACUGGUAAGGCCCCUAUUUUAUUAGAAGUGCAAAGAGAAAAGUGAGGCAAGUACUAGUUUGGUCACAUGAUCCACUGGAGUCCACAAAAAUCAUCUUAUUUGCCAUUCCCUCAGGAAAUUUACGACGCAUAAUUGGCGUCACGAUAACUACGAUGAAAGGAUCCUCCCUAAUAACUAAAUUAACUCCGAAUUCAUGCAAAACCACUUUGUUCUCUUUAAGAAUUUCAAUUGCUUCUUCACGGCUGCCGUAUUUACUGGUGCGCCAUUAAUCAUAUAAAUAUUUGACUGGUCUUUCUGUGGGAUUUUCUCUAGCAAUAGCAAGUAGAUAUAGCAUAUUUACAUUUAGGGAAGUGUUAUUACAUUCAGAUAAUUUCAUUUUAUGGUACACCCUAGCAGCAGAUGGCGACAUUCCGGAUAUAAAGCAAAACACGUAGAUAUCCAUAAGUUUCUGCUACAUCUGUUCUAUGGGAAUGAUUAAAUUUUUUUUUUAUUACAACGUUGAUCCCAUCUUUUAACGACAAAUCAUUUUCUUAAAUUUAAUGUCUAUUAACGCUUUACAGUUUUUGUCUCUAAUUCUACAGGAUUGUUUUUUUCUUAAAGUCACUUUGUUAACUGACGAAUGAUGGCGAACGAGACAUGCAUAUAACUUACGAAAUUCAUAGCGUGUUGCAUUUGGAAAUCGCCUUAAAAUUACCCAGUUUGUAUUAGUCAAGUGAAAAGUCUUUCAGCCAAUUAUCACAUUUUUCGUCUACUGUGUCCUUUUCUAACAGUUUACACUGCACCAAACAAACGAAUUCUUUACUGUUUCCAUUUAAUUGUAGUACGAGCAUGUCUUCGCACGAACCUCCUAUCAAACUUUACAAUUGAUCCAGAUUCAUUUUUUUCUUUCAUGACACCGAUUCAAUAAAAUAAAAUUUAGUGUCUUUUUUUGGGUUUGACGAGCAAAGUAAUUAGAGAAAUACUAAUUUUUCUGUUGCCGAUGUAUCGAUUAUUUUAACACAUCAGUCUCAAUAACACCACCGUACGAUUGUUUACAUUUUCGUAGCAUUAAACUAAUAAUAAUUAAUAAUACUAAUUGAAACAUAACCUCUAAUAGCCCUAUGUAAAACAUGUGAUAGCUAAACUAAUUUUCUUAAACGUUUUUUAACUAUAAGCGACGCUUGUCUGUAUCGUACUGGUAUUUAUCUAGCAAGCAACGCAAUAUUAAGGCAGACAAAAUCCUGUGCGUUCCAGAACACCUCAUGCUCCGUACUAUACAAGGGAUUGGCUUUACGCAUACCGGACAUUAUGGAAAUAACAAAAUGAUAAAAGAAUGAAUGAAUUUUGCAUAAUUUUAUUUUUUUAAAUUUAACUGUGAAAUUUCUAGCGAUUCUACAAACUGGAUAAUUUUCCCAAAAAAUAAUUAGAAUAUUUUUGCAUCAAUUGAAUCAUAUCUUUUAACUCAGCAUCCUUUGGUUUGAAAUUCUACUUAAUAUACUUACCGUUUAGUAGAAAUCCAUUACAUAUCGAUUGCAAGAAACUCUUAGUGAAUAUUUCUGGUCUGUUUUCAUUCCAACAACCGAUAAAUAUUUCUCAAACCUUUUGGUUCUAUAUCUAAUAAUCUCUGGCUACUUCAACCCACAAUAAUUUGAGUUUUUAAAAACUUUUCUGUUUAAUAUUUUUAUGAAAUUUUUGAACAAACAGUUGCCAGUGCUAAGAAUAUUAUAUAUAUAUAUAUAUAUUUAUAUAAUAUUCUUAGCAAAUUAUGACCGAAUAAAUCGACGGAUUAUUGUGACUUAAAAAAUGUAUAUAUAAAAGGUUAUGACUAUAGUUCUGCCAAUGAGUAAAGUUCGACGUUAUAUUAAAGUGAAAGUAAUAAUAUUUGUGAUCUAAUAAUACCAUUUUAAUUUUUUUGUCAUAACAUAUGCCAAGAAGGCAUCUUUUAGGACUUACUAAAAAUUGUUAAGCAUAAAAUACUGAUACAUUUUUUAAGAGUGAACCGAAGCAAUCCAUUUUUAUUACCCUUUGUACAUAAAUAUUUUGGUAAGCGAACAAACGAUAAUUUGUUUUAAAAUUUUUAUAUAAGGUGUUUAAAUUAAACUAAGGUUUACUAUGUAAGUUAGUGUGAUAACUUAGAUUUUAAAGUAACACAUAAAAUUUAGCCAUUAUACAUUUGAAGCUAUUAUAAAUAAUUUAGGCAUAUUUAGCAAGAUUACUUUCAAUUUUCGCGACCUAAUAUAACGUCAUUUUAAGAUUAUAGCACAUUUUAGGUUUCUGACUUAAGUUAUUUUGUUUAUUUAUAUAUAUAUUAGAUUUAAGUUAGUUAAUUUUUCCCUAUGUGUUUUGUUUGCACGUUUUAAAAGCUUAUUAGCCUAAUUUCUUUUAUUUAAUGUUAGGCUCAUUAAAAGCACCUUGAGUGAUAAGAUUUUACUUUGAGAAAAGAUAUUCUUAAGCUUUUAACGCGGCUAUAUUAUUUUACUGAUAUUUGAUUUCUGGCUAUCACAGAAUCCAUUAGUAAUUUUAAUAAUUAUUUUAAACAUUAGUUUUGUUCUUUUAUUUUCCUAGGGUUUUCACGUUUUCUCAUGUUAUUUGACAAACUACUGCUAAAUCUUUCUAUAAAGCACUUAAUAUAUACAUAAUUAUGUCCGUCGUCAGUUGUUCAUAGUGCUUAAAUACGUUUGUAAUUAGGCCUCACUAUUUAUACAAAGUAACUUAGAUAUUUGCCCCGGCUCUGCGAAAGUGACUAGAUUUAAAACUAGUCCAUGCCACGCAUAGAAUUGCCAAUUAUGGACUAGUAACUCUGUAUAUAUACGCAACGUUUAAUAACUGCUAUGUACUAAUACUUUAGUGAUAGAUUUUUAUACUAAAUGUUUGUACACGCGGAAAAGGUGAGAAAAUGGUAAAUGUUUAAAUUUUUUAGACUUGAGAUGCAGUUAUAUUAUUGAUUUAUAUCUUAUCGAUUUUUCAUAUCUUUUUAAAAGAUCCAUUAAGCCUGGUCUGGUGUAAAGAAACAUUAAAUAUAAAAUGUAUAGACAACUUUUUAAAAUAUGUUAAUUUUUUAGUAAUUUUGUUUCAAAUUUUCAAUUUGAAAAGGUUUGUUAUAAUACGACAUUUAAAUAAUAAUAAUUUAAAUUUAAAGAUAUAGCCCGUACCAAAUAAACUUCGAUGUACGUCACGUGUGACGUAAUUUAGCUGCCACCCAAACGCACAUUUUUGUGUGGCUAACUGACUAUAUAAAUUUAAAUUUCCUGCUUCUCAAUUCUGCUGAUAACAGAUGGCAUAAUGUUUUGUAUUUUUUAAGUAAGAUGUAUUUAUUUGCAAUUUGUUUAACGUAAUAUAUAUGUAUUUAAUUCGAGUUACUAUUAAGACAAGUUAUUAUGAUUUAUUAUUUUCACUUGCUGAAUAUGUUGAUUUAACAAACUUAAACGACGCUGAAUAUGUUACGAUUGAUGGCACGCAUUGAAACUAUUUGGAAGAGGUGAAUUAUAUAUAAAAUAUUUUCACAAUUUUUUGUGCGCUUUUUCUGAAUAAAUUUGUGAUAUUUAACCAGUUUCUUUACAUCAACUAGGGAUCAUUUCGAUUUGUUCUUUUAAUAUAUAUCCUAUACAAAAUGCUUUAGAUUUAUUAACUUUUAAAAGAUUUUAUAUAUACUGGAAAGUCUUCCCAUUUUGAACUGAAAAAUAGAAAAUACUGUUGGUUGGAUACAUUUAAUUUAUUUCUAAAUAAUAAAAUAAAAUAGUGUCAUACGCACCUUUUAUUCAUGUCAUGAAUGUCAUGCAUCGCUUGAUUCCUAAACUCUAACUUGAAAGGUUUACAUAUGACGCGUUAUAACAAUUUUAAAACGUGUUUAUUACUAAAAUAGAAUAAGUUAAUGUGACAAUAGACACUAUAAGGUUCUAUAGGUUAAGCACUCUUGGGAAUUAAGCAAAUAAUUGUUUAGAAUGAACUUCAAAAUAAUAUCUUUUUAGUAAAUGCCUGAUCAGUAACGUGUUUAUUUAAUAAUAUUUGAUCUAUUUUUCUGGUAAUCAUGCUUAAUACUAUCUCUAUUUCUUUAACAAAUAAACUUUACUUGUCUAAAAAAAUUAAUGAUAUUAAAAUUUGAUUAUAAAUAAACAUAAUAUUUAAUUUAUUUGUUAAAAGUGACUUAUUUCUUUUAAACAAAGUUAGUGUUUAUUAACACUUCCUUUCGAAUAAUUAGUCACAUACACUGCGUUCCAAAAUUAACGCAUAAAUUUAAAAAUUGCAUUCUUUUUUCGAAUGUUUUUUUGUCCUUCCAGCUCAUUUUUAGUCUUUCUAGUUUAAUUCAUAAAUAAUUAAAAUAAAAAUACACAACGUGUUAUAAUACCAAAAAAUAAAUAAAAUUAUUCUAUUACAAAAUAUAUAAAUUAUGACGGUUUGAUAACGAUCCCUUUUAUUGAUGAUUAUGGUUCUUUUUUAUCUUGUCCUAUCUGACCCCGAAUUGCUACUAAUUUCAAAUAAAAGUCAUUCGAGUUAUUUGGGGGUCUUGGCAGCUGUCGCAGUCGUCUCCACAUGUAGUCUGUUGGAUUGAUAUCCGGAUUUCUGGUUGGGAUAUCAAUUUCGGAUCCAUGCUAAGUAUUUGGACUUUUGCAAGGUACUUCUGUACCACCACAUUAUCUUUUAAAAUGUUUGUAAUGUACCUCUGUGCAGUAAGCCGUCCUCUAUCUACAAAUACUAAUUCUGUAUGGCGUUCUAUAUUAUUCCCGCCUGACACCGCCCAUCAUUACUGACCACUACCAGAACUAAAGGUUUCCACUAUAUUGUAAGACGCAUAUCGUUCUCCUAACCUUCGGUACACUCUAUUACAUCUAUCGUCAGAAAAAAUACAGUAUCACUGGUGAGUAACGGAAUAGUAGCUGCUCCAGCAGGCCUCAUAUUGGUCUUUGCUAGCCUUCUUCUAAUUGUGUUUUGACUUAAUCUAAAAUUGGAGCGCUUCAGGAACUUAUUUUGUAAAGAAGUGCUAGACACAAAACAUGGCCUCAAGGUACCAAUUCAUAAAAAUCGGUCUUAAACUAAGGUUGUAACUCUUUCACGACGUCUUAGUCUUUUAAUGUGCCAACUUAUUCAAAGCGCUGGAGAUGGUUGAGUUGUUGACAUUAAAUCUUUUAGUAAGCUAAAUUUGGGUAUUCUCUUCUUCCUGAAGAGAAACAACUUAGUCAGCUUCUGACAAAUUGUGGUUUUCUCGUUGCGGCAGAUUCAUUUUGCAAGAACUCAUUUAUGUAAAGUUAAAGUUGAAGAAAAAGGCAUGAAAUGCUCAAUGGAGAAAUGUGAAUUUAAACACUUUUCAUCUUUGUUCUGGUUUUCCCUGUAAAAAGGUUUGCGUUUAUUUACAAUUCAUCAAAAAUCAACCGUGAAUAGUCCAAUUUCAACAAUACAUGUAAUUCUACGGUUUCAGAAAUAUUUUAAUUAAAAUAUUUAUGCGUUAAUUUUGUAGCGCAAUAUAUUCGAAAAUUUGCAUUAAAGCCCUUUUGUCACACGAACCAUUUAUAUUCUAGUAAUAAAAUAAAUAUUUAAACUUACAUAUUGUCCAACCAAGAUGCAUUGUCUCAUUGAAAAGACUCAUAUAUAUAUUUUUUUUUUAAUAAUUUACAAAAGCAUUUUGUAUACAAAUAUCUACGCAUAGGUGACAGCCUUUUUAGAAACGGACGUACAAAUAUCUCAGAAGCCGCUCACAGUUAAAAAUAAUAUAUCUCGCAAAUACCUCUAAAAAGAAUUUAGUCAGAAAGUAAGUAAACUGCUGGUCAAUUAUCAUUACUUACUAUAUUUACUACAAAAGCUAAUAUAUUUUAUAUAACUCCUAAAAGUGAUUUGAUCAAUUAAUUAAAUAAAAGGAUUUAAUUAGUUUCAAAUUCUUAAGUUUUUUUAAGCAAUACUCCAAUCUGAAAUUACUUCAUUUACAAAUAAUAAUCGAACAGCAAUUUACAUCUAAAAUUAUAUUUAAAGCUUAAGAAAUCCAUUUAAAAAUAGACAAUAAGACAGUUAGUGAGCUCUCAAUAGUUUAUUUUUAGGUUUCUUCAAUUUUAUCAAACAAAAUAUUUUUUUUUAACCUUUUUUUAUAUAUAAAGCUUUAAAUAUUAUUUUAGAUUCUUUAUCAAAUGUGGCAAAUAUAGGAAAAUGCUUUGAGUACAAACCGUUCGUUAUUUUUGCAAAUUUUAUAAUAAUAUCUAUAUAUUUAAUUAAUCGUUAAUAUGAAUAAAACAAUUCUUAUUCCCGUUUAGUCAAAUUUUGUUUCUAUUUGUGUUUCGAUCGUGUUAAAUCUUUAUUAGCCAAACAAAUUCUAGUAUACAAUUAGUUUAAUCUUUUGAUUUUCUAUUAAGGGUUGGAUAAAAAUUUCAAUUUAGUUAUUAAAACAAGCAUGUCCAAACAAUUUAACCAUUAACGACUAAAGAAAAUAUUUUCAGAACGCGACAAUAAUAUUUUAUUUUCAAGCAAUAUUCAAACAUUUUUAUGGAAACCAGCCCUUAUUAUAUAUUAUAUUAAUUAAAAUAGAAAAAUGAAAAAUUAUCUGUUAUAAUGAAUUAUAUUUUGAUUUUAUUUUAGAAAAUUGUUGUACUUGUAAAGCUUAUUUGAUUGGGUACUCAUCUUCAUUAAUUUCGGAGAAGUCAACAAAAAAAUAAACUUUUUGACAACAUUGUAACUUUUUGUACAGCGUAAAAUCGAUCUAAUUUGCACUUCUCCAAAGCUAAUGUAAUAUUUGUGCAGAUAUAAAAUUUGAUAAUUUUUAAUUAAAAAUCGAAAUCUCUAAGUAAUAAAAAAGUUGUUUGCCGAAAGAAUUGUCUGUCUGAGUUAUAAUAGUUUUAUUAUUAAUUUAAUGAUAUUUCCCAAGAUAUUUUAAAAUGUACACGAUAUGUAUGUUUCAAGGGCUCCUGAGGUCUUAAAACAUUCGGAGGAUUUUAUAACUCUAGAAACUAGAUUGUAAAAUUUUCUAACUUUUUGCCUUGGAUACCUUAAAAAAACGUUAUCAUUCUUGAAAAUUUUUAAUUUUGUUAGCUCGUAAUAAUCUGUUAUUAUUUAUUUUUGCUUAAAAGUAUUUCAUUGUUUUAAAAAGACUUUAAGCAGAUUCUGUAGACCUGUUAAUUGUUUUACCGCCCAUUAUUUUAGCGUUGCCCACAAUAUAACAAUUUAUGUAUAAAAAUAAUCACAUUUGCUAUGUGUGAAGUUGAAAUUGCAUAUUGCUAGUUUCACUUAAUCAGAAAAUACUUUAUAUUGGGUUUGAAAAGUGCAAUAUUAAAAUCUAUUACCAUAAAAACUAUAAAUUUUUAAAAGACAUUUGUACCCUAUCAAAUAGUUUUUGGUUUUAAAUUAAUAUACAAUGUGUACCUUAAAUUUAAAAUAAGUUAUUUUAUCUUAUUUUCCGUUACAUUUGCCUUACUAUACUAAUCCUGAUAAAUACAGUAUCACACAGCAACUAUUAUGACAUAGACGAUAUUUUUAUUAUCUCUAUAUAAAAAUGUAUGUGUGUAAAAAUUUAGUUUUGAUUAUUAUUUAUUUAAUUAUUCAUUGCUUGGUAUUGCUUCUGUCAUAAUCAUAGCACCUACAUAUUUACAAAAUAUUGGCUUUAUAUUAUCAGAGCCGCAGCUCAAGCUUAUCCUUUUAUUAUCAGGCCUAUUUUAGUCAUCGGUCUAUUAAAGACAACCAUUUUUUUUAAACUGUAAAUAUCAAUGUAGUUAAAUGUGUUUCCUUUGGUACUAUGUAAAAACAAUAUCGAUUAGAUGUGAUGUUAGAUGGUAUUCGUUAUAAGGUAAUAUUUAAUCUAUGUAUCUUUAAAUGUACGAACAGUUUUUCCGAAUCCAAUUCAAUAGGCAGUUUUAUGUAAUAAAUAUCAGUUGAGCGUGAAAAAUCGUGUACUCGUAAGUAACAUACACCUCAUUCAAUGCAUGAGUUAUUGUAAAAAUAUUUUUUAUUUACUUAAUUCUAACUGUUUUUUAAUUUUUAUUUGUUCGUAUUGGUUUUAUUUUGAGAAUAUUUCACCGACCUAAUAAAAACUGCUUGCUACAUUAAGAUGUAUAACCUUAAGUGUAAAUAAAUGUGUUAAAAAGUGACACGGGCACCAAAGCUGGUGCGAGGACCAAGUGACUGUAAGAGCUGUUCUACAGCUAACCGACCUGUUAUUGGAAGAUAUCUGUAGUCAGCACUGAGUUAAUCAGCAGUUAUUCAUAAUAAUAGGACUACGAAGAGAUAAACAAAGUUUAAACGAGUUCAAUCUCUCACUGAGCUGUGCUCUUUCACUUUUAAAAUACUCGUCAUAUUAAAACAAAGCAAUUGCCUUUGACUAAUAUUCCUUUAUAACAAAAGCAAUAUUCUUUUCACGACAAAUCUUUAUAAUAAAUACAUAUAAAGGGUCAUACACCUUUUUAAGUUUAAUGAAAACCUGAAUUGCAUAUGUCACUUUGAAAAGGCAUGCUAUAAAAUUCAAUUUUUUAAAUAAGAUAACACUUAUCUACCAUUAACGUAGCGGAGAGAAAAAAAUUGUUUAAAAGCCUUAGACCAAAGUAUAUUUUACUUGGCGAAAGUUUCAUGCAAUUUAUAAAAUCGAAAGAUGGCAAAUUACAAUAAAUUUUGGUCUAAUAAUUUCCAAACCAGUCCUUUUUUCUGCCAAAGUAUUUUGGAUAGAACCUAAUUUUUCUUUAAUAAUAAAGCAUUAAGUAAUUUUUUCUUUGCGCCUACUUUUUAAAAUCAGGGUAACAAUCAUACAAUUUUUUUUAUUUUAAUGUGAAAAUUGUACUUAGUUGUAGUUGAAUUGCUUGCUGUAAUGAGUGGUAGAUGCGUAUUUUUGCUUGUUGGAACCAUAUAUAUAUUUACUGCCAAUCAAGAAAAAAUACUUUAAUUUUUUUACGUCAAAUUUACUCUGAUAACUUUAAUAUCAUCUAUUUGCAGAUAGAUGGGAAGAAGGUUGGGAAAAAAAUAUUUGAUAUUAUAGUUAUUAAAUGACUUUAAAUGAGUAAAAUUUGGUAGACUUUAAAAAUUUAGGCUUAACGAAUUGUCGACAUUUAAAACAUUUUGUGAUAUAUAUUUUUAUACCUAUUAGAAUUUAGAUUUAAAUUAAUAAGUUUUUCAAAAUUACCGUAAUGUUGAGAAAUUGGCUCAAGAAUAGCAGGAUUUAAAAUAUCCUGUAAAAUAAAACCAAUGACUGGCAAUUAUUGUUAGGGAACUAUGAGUGAUAAAAUUUUGAUAACAAAAACAAAGAAAUUGUAAAAAAAGAAAAAGCGUUGGCUAUGAGAUAUUUUAUUAAAAAAGCUGCGAAUAGUAUACCAUUUUUUACAAUAUUAAGAUAGGAGUUACACCUCUGUAGUUUGUAAGUUGCUUUUAAUAUUUUAGGUAAGAUUCUUACGGUUGGAUUUCUUGCUUGGCAGAAAUGGUCUUUAUUACCGCAUGUGAGUGAUUGACAGAACAAUUCAAAAAAAAGUGCACGAUUAAGCUUAUUUCUGAUCUUUAAUCGCUACUGUCUAAUUUAGUAGUUGUGCGUUAACGAAUCCACAUUCCUAUCAUAAGUUAAAUAAUUCAUCUCAAUAGGAAUAUUUACGCGCCUAUUUACAUCAUCUAUUCUAUACAUUAUAAAAUAAGUCAAACCUACAUACGUAAGUUUCACCUAUAAAGGUAUAGAAAACUCAGCAUUACUGCCAUACAGUUUAAAUAUGAAUAAUAAUAUAUGGCAAAUUACAUAUACUAUAGGCAUAAUAUUAAAAUAUAGCUGGUAAGUUUGUCCACCAGGUAGGUGGCAGUAGCUUCUUGUUGAGAAUCUAAAAUAGGUAAUUUGUAAACAUUUAUUUGUAAUCAAUCUAAAUAAAUUUUUAAUAAAGUAGUUAAGGUUAUACCAGAAAUUCUAGACAUUUACAUGUAACAAAAGCACAAUUACACCAAGACUGCGAUACGCAACACAAUUACCUCUCAACAAUAUUGCCAAUAUUAUUCGACGUUGCCAAAUAUUAGGUUUUUAUUACCAAACCUACCAAAUUUAGGCAUACCUCUUUUAAAUCCACGCCCAUUGUUCUGUUUGUCACCACGUUAUUUUUUAUCGGAGUACAAAUUUUCCUUUUUUUAAACUAUUUCUAUAAAAUUGUAUACUUAAAUAAUCAUUGAUGUUGUAGUUUUUUGUAACUGCUCCUAUUUGGGGAUAUAUUUAAAUCAUAUUAAGUAGUUUUUACAUAACGGUUAAAAUGCUCCCUAUAUAUUUUCAAUUAAACCGUAUUAUUAUUACGUGGUAGUUCGAAAAUAUCGGUUUUUCUGAUACUUCAUGAGAUCAAUAAAACAAUGAGUCUUUGAUAAUGUUUCUUCUUUACUUAUCCAAAGAUUGAAUGGAGAAUAAACAUAAAACUAGGAAUUUUUUUUUGUUCUCUAUGAGGUCAUACUCAAGAUAUACUUACUGCAUAUUUUUAAUAGACACAAAUUGAAAGAAUGUGUCGAAAGUCGAAAUACCUGUAGAGUAAUUUAAAAAAAAAUAGCAUUUUUAAAAUAAGUUUAA
Anthonomus grandis grandis is the source of this 14573-nucleotide messenger RNA. It is a transcript of the gene heca, whose product is annotated as headcase protein. The transcript is spliced from 8 exons. NCBI's taxonomy places the organism in Eukaryota, Metazoa, Arthropoda, Insecta, Coleoptera, Curculionidae. The coding region runs from base 223 to 1554 and encodes 443 amino acids. The record is from RefSeq and is a predicted model, not a curated record.